AUGCCGGCGUUCGGCAACCCAUCGACGCAGAAGCAAGAGCCCCGCGCUCCUCCUCAAGUCGACACCUUAGCAGCCAAUCGUGCGUUUUCGGGGCAGGACCAGCUCACGCCCGGCAGCCGUUCGAGCGCAUCGCAGAGCAGCAUAUCGCCUCAGACACCAAGUUCUUUACGGCCAGGUCUUGGCAAACAAGACGAGUACUUCGCUCCGAAGAUCGCCAAUCACUCGCCCCCACCACCAGCGUCAAGGAGGCCGGGAGGAUAUGGUGGGCUUGAGGAUAGCAAUGGUCCCGAGGAUCCCUCCGCGGAUAGUUCAAAGGGGCCAGCGCCAAACCCGAUGGACAGACUCCACGCCAUCGCUUCUGGUCCAUUCGGCUCCGGCCGUCGACCCUCCGCUCCCGCCCCGAACGGUUCCAGUCUCUCGAUCGAUGUGGCUGAGCGGCCCAGCACUUCGGCCUCCAAUCUCGGCAGCAGCCUGGGGAGCGCAAAGGGGUUUCCCGCCCCGAAACCGAACGGAUAUGGGGGGCUUGGUCCGCCUUCGACGCCGAGCAGGGCAGACACCUUCCCCCGGGGCAGCGACCGUUUCGGUCCUCCACCUCGCACACCCACGGCCCCUACUCCUUCCGCCGCACUGCGCCCCGAUAGAUUGCGAUCCCCCUUAGAAUCGCCGGCAAACGCAGAUGGCCGAGUCCCGAUGACAGCCGACAGAACCAGGAGACCUAGUCGAGGACCAGACACAUCCCGGCCACCGCCGCCACGGACAGGCCUAGUUCGACCCAAAACCCCCGGCGUGCCAACAAUCAAUCUUGCCGAGGAGUUUGGGAUCGGGAACCCUUACCAUACACCUUCUGAAUCGACAUCGUCCAACAACUCGGACACCAGCAGCCAGCCGGAACGCCGGCCUAGCCAGGCAAGCUCGCGGACAAGUCCACCGCGGUCUCUCUCCUCGAGAUCGGGGAGGAAACCGUCAGACACAUCUGGGUUUGACAACCUGAUGUCAGAUAUUCAAGCAUCGAUGAAUGACACCAAACCGACGCCCCCAGCGUUAGCCCCCCUGAAGCUUCCAACUAGGGAUCCUUAUGCGAAGGAUCGACCGUCGCCGCUGAGCGCCCGACCUCCUCGUACGGGAGAUCGCGGCUAUGAUCCGCGCAUUGAUCCACUCAUCCAAAAUCCACGCUACGCUGCCCGAGGAAGGUCUCCCGUACCCUCGCCCGCGGUGAACUCUUCCGCUCCGGAGAGUCUGUCCGUCCAAACACCCAGUGACAUUCUCUCGCCAAGCACGGCAGGGCUUCCUUCCCUAGCCCUACGGUUUGCCAGCUCACCGGAGCGAAUGGCGGACACGCAACAAGAACAACAUCACUCGCAACAGCAACAAGAACACCAGCAUCCUGCGCCACGGGGCCCAGACCCAGAACUAGGCCCCAAACCCACACGCUCGCAGUCCCAGCCCCGGCCCCAGCAACGCGAACCCCCCUCGAUACCACCACCAGCAGCAGCAACAGCACCAACGACGACCACGCGCGGCAACUGCAAAGCAUGCGGCCUGCCCAUCAAGGGCAAGUCCAUAUCGAGCGCCGACGGGCGUCUGACGGGGCGCUACCACAAGCCGUGCUUCGUGUGCUCGACCUGCCAGGAGCCGUUCUCGUCGGCGACCUUCUACGUGCUGGACGACAAGCCCUACUGCGAGCUGCACUACCACCAGCUGAACGGCUCGCUCUGCGGCAGCUGCGGCCGGGGAAUCGAGGGCCAGUACCUGGAGGACACCGAGUCGCGCGUCAAGCACCAUGUGGGCUGCUUCAAGUGCGCCGGGUGCGGCAUGGCGCUGCGGGACGGCUACUUCGAGGUCGGCGGCAAGGCAUACUGCGAGAAGGAUGCGUGGAGGCUCGUGGGCGGGCAGCAGCAGCACCCGCCGCCGUGGCAGGGAGGACCCAAUGGUGGAGGUCCGCUUCGCCCGCCGUAUAUGGGUGGUGGUAUGGGCGGCGGCCCGAGAGGCCCGCCCGGUAGCGGUGGAUAUAAUCGCAGUCCGCUUGGCCCGCCGGGACCAAGGCUACGCAUGGAGAAGCGGAUGACGAGGUUGGGGAUGAUGUGA
Messenger RNA from Chaetomium strumarium, 2085 nucleotides. RefSeq lists its product as uncharacterized. The record is from RefSeq and is a predicted model, not a curated record. Gene Ontology annotation, cellular component: nucleus; Z disc. The transcript has 2 exons. Bases 1 to 2085 code for a protein of 694 amino acids. Lineage: Eukaryota; Fungi; Ascomycota; Sordariomycetes; Sordariales; Chaetomiaceae. Gene Ontology annotation, molecular function: transcription coregulator activity.